CGGAGCUGAGGCGGUGGCGGCUGAGGAGGCAGCGGUGGCGGCGGCGACGGCGGCUCUGGAGGCCGCGUUCCCGGUCCUGGCCUCGGCCCCAGCCCCACCAUGGUGACAUUCGCCGAGCUGCUGGUGCUCCUGGCUGCGCUCCUGGCCACGGCCUCGGGCUACUUCGUUAGCAUCGACGCACAUGCCGAGGAGUGCUUCUUCGAGCGGGUCACCUCGGGCACCAAGAUGGGCCUCAUCUUCGAGGUGGCCGAGGGCGGCUUCUUGGACAUCGACGUGGAGAUUACAGGGCCUGACAAUAAAGGAAUCUAUAAAGGAGACCGAGAGUCCAGUGGGAAAUACACAUUUGCUGCUCACAUGGAUGGAACAUACAAGUUUUGUUUUAGCAAUAGGAUGUCCACCAUGACUCCAAAGAUAGUGAUGUUCACCAUUGAUAUUGGGGAGGCCCCAAAAGGACAGGACAUGGAAACAGAAGCUCACCAGAACAAGCUAGAAGAAAUGAUUAAUGAGCUGGCAGUGGCAAUGACAGCUGUAAAGCAUGAACAGGAGUACAUGGAAGUUCGGGAGAGAAUACACAGAGCAAUCAAUGACAACACAAACAGCAGAGUGGUCCUUUGGUCCUUCUUUGAAGCUCUUGUUCUAGUUGCCAUGACAUUGGGACAGAUCUACUACCUGAAGAGAUUUUUUGAAGUCCGGAGGGUUGUUUAAAAGCCUUUUUCUCUUAUCUCACUGUUUACCAAACACGUUGGUCUCAUAAUAUCAUUAGUUUCUCUAUUUUUAUUUUCUGAACUGUAUAUUCACUGCUUAUGUUUCUUUGUUACUAAUAGCUAUAAGGGGGGAAAUAUUUUUAGGAAAGUUAUAAUGAAAAUUUGAUGUUUGAUUGGCAUUAUUUCUUAGUUGAAUUCUGCUUCCAUUAUACAGUCCUUCGAGAACUCAAACACCGUAAAUGAGAUAUAGGAGUAUAGUCCUUUCUAUGUCUUCUUUUUCUUUUGUAUUCAUAAUAAAAUACAGUUUGUUCAAGAAAUCAGCCCAAGGGCAAAUAGUACUCCACUAAAAUGACUGCAUUCUUGGAAUCCUUCUCCUGCAGUUCAAGUUGUUAAAGAUUCGUUUUGUUGAGUUCUUAUGAGAAACAACUAGUCUGCAUCUGGACGUUCUGCCCAGCUUAAUGGCACAGCUCUCUGACUUUGGAGUAGGCUGCCAUGGCUGGCUACUUUUAUACUUUCUUUUUUGUUUUUGCUUUAAAGAUAAGACUUGCCCCAACAUAUAUUUUCCCCCCUAAAUUUUUACAUUGAACCUUAAGACUCAAUCACCUCCACUUAAAUUGAUGACACAAGCAGCUAGUAACCAUUUUUUUUUGGUUUCUGCCUAAUCUUGUAAAAAGUCUCUAUUAAAGCCAAUUCUCUGGGUGUUUCAGCAAGUGGUAGCUCUUUUUCUUUCUGUGCUGGCAUGUCCACUUUCUCCGCUCUUGGUACGUAGGAAGUGUGUAUUCACGCAAUUGGAAAAAUCUGGAUUUCUGAUGCCAAAGGGUUAAAGCCUCUUGGAUUUCAUUGCAAUGAUAUACAGCCACUAUUUUAUUUUUGAUCAGUGGCAUUUUGGGCCACUAUUUAAUUAGUGUACUGAACAUCAUUGUCAGUACUAGGGUUUUGUUUUUGUUUCUCUUGGGUCUUUCAUUUUUGGCACAUGUGAAUUUUGUAUAAAAGGAAAUGACUCUCUUGGUCUCUGAUGAUGGGUUUAAAAUUAAAGGAGCAUCUGGUUUGGUGUGGGGAUGAUCCAGGAUUAUGUUGUGACUGAUGUAUAUUAGUUACUUGUACAUUUUUUUUUGGAUCUUUGCAAGGCAAAAACUACAAGUAACGGGUUUUAUAUAAUUAAUUUAAAUUUGUUACAGGUUUUCAUGUUCAGGAUAAACAAUUUUUUUUUAACUUGGGUGAAAAUACUUGCGACAGUUUUUUGAUAAGGUGAGUGUUUCACCUUAGGAUAACUGUUGCAUGCCAAUUAUUUUUGUGUGUGUGAAAACACUUCAAAAUUGAAUUAAAAGAUGUAAAUUUAAAAUUGGUUGUGUAUCUAAUAUGCCCCAGGUUCAGUAAAUAAACAAUUCUUUUUAAAAACA
Messenger RNA from Choloepus didactylus (southern two-toed sloth), 2104 nucleotides. RefSeq names its product transmembrane p24 trafficking protein 2 (gene TMED2). Gene Ontology annotation, biological process: Golgi organization; endoplasmic reticulum to Golgi vesicle-mediated transport; intracellular protein transport. The transcript has 4 exons. NCBI's taxonomy places the organism in Eukaryota, Metazoa, Chordata, Mammalia, Pilosa, Megalonychidae. Bases 100 to 705 code for a protein of 201 amino acids. The record is from RefSeq and is a predicted model, not a curated record. Gene Ontology annotation, cellular component: endoplasmic reticulum-Golgi intermediate compartment; endoplasmic reticulum; COPII-coated ER to Golgi transport vesicle.